Messenger RNA from Nyctereutes procyonoides (raccoon dog), 1887 nucleotides. Its product is annotated as basic proline-rich protein-like. The record is from RefSeq and is a predicted model, not a curated record. Bases 1 to 1887 code for a protein of 628 amino acids. The transcript is spliced from 10 exons. NCBI's taxonomy places the organism in Eukaryota, Metazoa, Chordata, Mammalia, Carnivora, Canidae.
AUGCGAGUAAGGCGCGACCCUGUCGGCUGCUCGGCUCCCGGCGCGGGAGCCCCGGACCGAGCGCGCACGUCCGCCGGCCGCGUGCAGGGGGCGGCGUCACCCCUGCUCCUAGGGCGGGUGCGCCUGGCGGGGACACCCCGGGGCCGCGGUGCGGGGGCCGCCACGGGACAGCGGGACACAGCGGCCCAGGGCACCGUCAGGACUUUAUCGUGGCGCCGCGGAGGCUGCGGAAGCCAGCGGGUCCGCGGGGGCCUGAACUCCGCAGCCACGGGGGGCCAGGAAGGGUUCUCGUGUACCCCCCGGCCCCCCAUCCCGUACCGCUUCCCGGCGCAGGGACGACGGCGGGUGCACCCCCACUCCCCGCACCCGCUCCCCGGCCCUAAGACGGCGGGUGCACCCCCACUCCCGUACCCGCUCCCCGGCCCUAAGACGGCGGAGACGGCGGGUGCACCCCCACUCCCCGUACCCGCUCCCCCGGCCCUAAGACGGCGGGUGCACCCCCCCACUCCCCGUACCCGCUCCCCGGCCCUAGAGACGGCGGGUGCACCCCCACUCCCCCGUACCCGCUCCCCCGGCCCUAAGACGGCGGGUGCACCCCCACUCCCCGUACCCGCUCCCCCGGCCCUAAGACGGCGGGUGCACCCCCACUCCCCGUACCCGCUCCCCGGCCCUAAGACGGCGGGUGCACCCCCACUCCCCCGUACCCGCUCCCCGGCCCUAAGACGGCGGGUGCACCCCCACUCCCCGUACCCGCUCCCCGGCCCUAAGACGGCGGGUGCACCCCCACUCCCCCGUACCCGCUCCCCGGCCCUAAGACGACGGGUGCACCCCCACUCCCCGUACCCGCUCCCCGGCCCUAAGACGACGGGUGCACCCCCACUCCCCCGUACCCGCUCCCCCGGCCCUAGAGACGGCGGACGGCGGGUGCACCCCCACUCCCCGUACCCGCUCCCCGGCCCUAGAGACGGCGGGUGCACCCCCACUCCCCGUACCCGCUCCCCGGCCCUAGAGACGGCGGGUGCACCCCCACUCCCCGUACCCGCUCCCCCGGCCCUAAGACGGCGGGUGCACCCCCACUCCCCGUACCCGCUCCCCGGCCCUAAGACGGCGGGUGCACCCCCACUCCCCAGACGGCGGGUGCACCCCCACUCCCCGUACCCGCUCCCCGGCCCUAAGACGGCGGGUGCACCCCCACUCCCCGUACCCGCUCCCCCGGCCCUAGAGACGGCGGGUGCACCCCCACUCCCCGUACCCGCUCCCCCGGCCCUAGAGACGGCGGGUGCACCCCCACUCCCCCGUACCCGCUCCCCGGCCCUAAGACGGCGGAGACGGCGGGUGCACCCCCACUCCCCCGUACCCGCUCCCCCGGCCCUAGAGACGGCGGGUGCACCCCCCCACUCCCCGUACCCGCUCCCCGGCCCUAGAGACGGCGGGUGCACCCCCACUCCCCGUACCCGCUCCCCGGCCCUAGAGACGGCGGGUGCACCCCCACUCCCCGUACCCGCUCCCCCGGCCCUAAGACGGCGGGUGCACCCCCACUCCCCGUACCCGCUCCCCGGCCCUAAGACGGCGGACGGCAGGUGCACCCCCACUCCCCGUACCCGCUCCCCGGCCCUAGAGACGGCGGGUGCACCCCCACUCCCCGUACCCGCUCCCCCGGCCCUAGAGACGGCGGGUGCACCCCCACUCCCCAGACGGCGGGUGCACCCCCACUCCCCCGUACCCGCUCCCCCGGCCCUAGAGACGGCGGGUGCACCCCCACUCCCCCGUACCCGCUCCCCCGGCCCUAGAGACGGCGGGUGCACCCCCACUCCCCGUACCCGCUCCCCCGGCCCUAAGACGGCGGGUGCACCCCCACUCCCCCCGUACCCGCUCCCCCGGCCCUAA